AUGUUGGCAGGUAACUGGGCCAAGCUCGCCUCCUUUGUGGCUCUUCUCCCAAGCCUCGCUGUCGCCUUGCCCAGCUCGCGAGACUUCAACCUCGAUUCUUCCUCCCUCUUCAUUCGAGACUACAUUCAGCCAGAUGUAGACAACUCGAAAGAAUAUCCCUUUUCCCUAAGCCCAAAGCCGGACUCAUCACGCUGGCCAGAAGGUCUCCACUUUGCCGUUGACUACUACCCUUCACAAUGGCCCGAGUUCCUCUGGGAAGAUGAUGCAGCCAAAAUGGCAAACGCUACUCUCUCCUACGCUCGAAUUAGCGAGUUCGACUGGGCAAUCCUCGAACCUACUGAUGGCAACUAUGACUGGUCGCUUCUCGACCGGUCCAUCGAGGCGCUUCACAGCGAGGGUGUCAAGGUCAUCCUCGGAACCCCAACUGCUACCCCUCCCAUCUGGGCCGUCAAGGACUACGAUAUACUCGGCGCUGAUGCUCAGGGUCGUCAACGAAGAUUCGGCUCUCGUCGUCACUACUCGACCUCGUCCCCCGACUUCCGCAAGCUCUCAAAACGCUUCGUCGAAGCUAUGGCUAAACGAUACGGAAGCCACGAGGCUGUCAUUGCAUGGCAGAUUGACAACGAGCUCGGCUGCCACAGCACUGUUCGCACCUACGACCGAAACGCUGGCAAGCGAUACCAGGGUUGGCUCGCUGACAAGUACAACAAUAAUAUCACUCUCUACAACCAGAUGGAGGGCCGCGUUUUCUGGUCGUCAACGUACCAGUCAUUCGACCAGAUCGACUUGCCCAUGCUCGAAGUUACCGAGAGCAGCCCUGCUGGACGACUCGACUUCUACCACUUCUCUUCGGACAUGACCAUUGAGUACGCCAAGGAUCAGGUCAACACCAUCCGCAAAUACUCGGACAAAGCCAUCACCACCAACUUCAUGGGCGCCUUCCUUGACUUUGACCACUUUAAGCUUGCCCGAGAGACCGGCCUCGAUCUUACCACAUGGGAUUCAUACCCUCUUGGAAACGCGGAGCAAUUCCCGUGGAUAUCCGACAUAAACAAAAUUAAAUAUGGUCGCACUGGCACUCCCGACUUCCAGGCUCUUCACCAUGACUUAUAUCGAGGAGUUGCUGGUGCUGCUUACAACAAGACUGCCGGUCCUUUCGGGAUCAUGGAGCAGCAACCUGGGCCAGUCAAUUGGGCACCUUUCAAUCCUAGUCCAAAAAUCGGGAUGGUGAGGCUUUGGCAGCACGAAACGUUUGCGCACGGAGGCAGCAUGUCCAAUAUCUUCCGAUGGCGCCAAGUUGCCUUCGGACAGGAGCAGAUGCACGCCGCUAUGCUUCGUCGCGACAAUGUUCCUGACCACGCUUACCUCGAGCAACAGCAGGUCGUCAACGAAGACUUGCCCAAGAUGGUGAGCCUUUUCAAGUCUGGCAGUGAGAACCAGAAGCGCAAUGUUGCAGACAACGCACCCGUCCAGACCAAGACUGAAGGUCAGGCUGAGGUCGCACUGGUCUUCGACUACGCCGCACAGUGGUUGAUGGAGGCAGAACCACAGUCCGGUACAUGGGACGUUGACAUGGAAGGAUUUUCGGACCCUUCGAUGCAGUACUUGCCUCUUGUCUUCAACUGGUACACUGCGCUUCGCAGGCUUGGUCUCAACAUUGACGUCGUUGGUCCAACUAGCAAGCUCGAGGGUUACAAGAUGGUUGUUGUGCCAUCGAUGCCCGUCAUCAGCAAGGAAUUCGUUGAGACAUGGUCCGACUACAAGGGUCUUACUGUGUUCGGUCCUCGUUCCGCAUCAAAGGUUGCUGCUCUCUCCAUCCCUGACGGUCUGCCACCCAGCAACGGUGCCGUCGGCGAUGUUCUUCCCAUGAUGGUCACUCGUGUCGAGACCAUCAAAGAAGGCUUCGGUGACAUGAUCUCAUACGCUGGUCAGCAAUACAACGUUUCUGGUUGGGUCGAGUGGAUCGAAUGCGAGCGCGACGGAAAGAACUCUUCCGUCUCGAUCGAGCAGUCGGCAACCUACUACGGCUACCGCAACGGCACCCCGGCUACUUGCGGCAACAAGGAGGGCGACAAGGAGACUCACUACGUUUCAGCCUACACUCCUGUCGAGUUCCUCGUCUCGUACCUUGGCGACUUGGCGGGCAAGGCCGAUGUCAAGACGCUCUUGGAUGAGACACCACAGGGAAGCAAGACGGAUUUGGGUGCUGACCUGCGUUACAGGAGGAAUGGUAACGCCCUCUGGGCUUUCAACUACGGUCCGGAUGAGAUCGAGCUUCGUGCUGCUCCUCAGGGUGCCAAGUUGCUGCUCGGUGGUGAGAAGGGCAAGAUCGGUCCUACUGGCGUUGCUGUCUGGAGCCUCGAGUGA
Messenger RNA from Ustilago hordei, 2367 nucleotides. RefSeq lists its product as uncharacterized. NCBI's taxonomy places the organism in Eukaryota, Fungi, Basidiomycota, Ustilaginomycetes, Ustilaginales, Ustilaginaceae. The record is from RefSeq and is a predicted model, not a curated record. The coding region runs from base 1 to 2367 and encodes 788 amino acids. The transcript has a single exon. Gene Ontology annotation, cellular component: beta-galactosidase complex. Gene Ontology annotation, biological process: carbohydrate metabolic process. Gene Ontology annotation, molecular function: beta-galactosidase activity.